Molecule: messenger RNA, 4008 nt
Organism: Xenopus laevis (African clawed frog)
Lineage: Eukaryota; Metazoa; Chordata; Amphibia; Anura; Pipidae
Gene: prcc.L
Product: proline rich mitotic checkpoint control factor L homeolog
Exons: 8
Coding region: 150-2639 (829 amino acids)
Cellular component (GO): nucleus
Source: RefSeq, a predicted model, not a curated record
UCGCGGUGCCCCCUCGGGAGUUGUAGUUUGUGUGGGGCGCCAUUACGCUUGAGGCCCGUGAGGAGGAGACGGCAGCGGCUUUGGCGGCUGGAGUGAACGUGGCUACUGGAGCUGAGAGGGCGGCCCGGUAUUGGAACUCAGGUGCCGCCAUGUCUCUAGUGGCCUAUGCUAGCAGUGAAGAGAGCAGUUCGGACAGCGAGGCGGCUCAGGAGCCCGAGGCGAACGUAGAGGGGCAUCACCAAGAGGCCGAGGCUUAUCCUGGGGCCUAUCCGUCGCAGACUCAGUCUAAGGGUGAACAGCAACAAGCCAGCCCUGGAUACUUUGGGCCUCCUCCGGGGCUCGGCUACCAGCCGCCUGGCUACUACGGGCAUGGGGGCUAUGGUGCGGGGCCUCCAAGUUACCCCCCUGCUCAGGGGUAUGGCAGCUUUAAUAACAGCCAGGGCCCUUCUGCUUAUCCCCAUAUGGGUUAUGGGCCCCAGGGCCCGAGUCAUGCCAACUUCCCACCCCCUGGCCAUAACAUGCCUCCCCCACAGCAUGGGCACCAUCACCUUCCUCCUCACCAGGGGGGCCCUGCAAUGAACAUGCCUCUUCCUAAUCAAGGAGCCCAUGGUCUAAAAUUGCCUCCACCUCAGGGUGGGCAAGGACUUAAUUUGCCUCCCCCACAGGGAAAUCGUGGACUGAACUUGCCAAUUCCUCAAGGAGGACAUGGGAUGAAAUUACCACCCCCACAGAGUGGCACAGGCAUGAAUCUACCACCCCCACAGAGUGGCACAGGCAUGAAUCUACCACCCCCACAGAGUGGCACAGGCAUGAAUCUACCACCCCCACAGAGUGGCACAGGCAUGAAUCUACCACCCCCACAGAGUGGCACAGGCAUGAAUCUACUGCCCCCACAGAGUGGCACAAGCAUGAAUCUACCACCGACACAAGGUGGCACAGGUAUGAAUCUACCGCCCCAACAAGGUAGCACCGGCAUGAAUCUGCAGAUGCCACACAGUGGCUCGGGCAUGAGUUUGCCUCCCCCCCAUGGAGGCACGGCCAUGAAUCUGCCUCCCCCACAAGGUGGCUCAGGUAUGAAUCUGCCACCGCCACAAAGUGGUUCAGGCAUAAAUAUGCCUCCCCCUCAAGGUGGCACUGGAUUAAAUCUGCCACGCCCCCAAAUGGGCGCAGGUAUGAAUCUGCCUCCACCUCAGAGCAGUCCAGGAAUGAGUUUGCCGCCACCACAGGGAGGGCGUCCUCAAAGUGGUACUGGAAUGAAUCGACCGUCACCACCAAGUACUGAAAGAAUGAGCCAGCCUCCUCCCCCAGGCACAUCUGGAAUGAGUUUACCUCCACCACAGGGUGGCUCUGGGCUCAGUUAUCCACCACCAAAUCAUGGUAUGAACCUCCCUCCAUCUCACGUUAGCUCUGGACUAAAUAUGCCUCCUCCUCAGGGUGGCCAUGGGUUAAAUAUGCCUCCUCCACAACUAAGUCCUACUUCUGCAAGUGGAAUGGACCAUCGGAUGCCCCUUCCUCCACCUGGCUACAAUGUAAACCUGCCUCCGCCAUCUAUUGAAAACGUAGCUAAUACCAAACCAAAGAAGAGAGCCGAGCCAGUGAAAAUCACUGUCCCUGAACUGCACGCAGCAGGUUCUGAUUCGGAGGAGGAUGAACCGACUGUGAAGAAAGCAGUGAUCCAGGGAUCGAGAGAAGGCUACGGCUUAUCCGCUUUGCUGCCUCAGCCGAAAAAUGCAGAUUCAAAACGACAGCUUCUUCCAUACAGCUUUACAAAGAAAGCCUCCAAUUCAGCCAGUGAUCCAAAGCACCCCAGAUCCACUUCUGUAACCAAACCGAAACGUUCUUCAAAACCUGAAGUGUCGAACACACCAUCUCCAUCGGCCAUCAAAGCUGCAGCUAAGAAUGCCGCCCUGCAGGUCACCAAGCAGAUCACACAAGAAGAAGACGAGGAGAGUGACGAGGAUCUCCAGCAGGGCAAUUUCUUCUCUCUGUCAGAUACGAAGGAGACCCCUGCUACUAUGAGCGAAAGUUAUCCAUACCCUGUCCCUGCAGUUGAUGAUGCUGCACCCCCCGGGGUUGAGCCUGUAGAGUUGCAGAAUGAUGCAGCUAAUGCACCCCUGGAUUUUAAGACAGCAGAAGGAUCAAGCGACAACAACCAAUGGGCCGUCCCCAAUGCAGAAGCUUACACUAGCCAGACGUACAGUCAGUAUCCGGAGUAUGCCGAUACCUCUGCAUCAGGUUAUUACCAGGAUUAUUACAGCAGUGGCUACUAUCAAGAAUCUGAUCCGUCUUCUACAGCUCUUAAAGAGACUGCCGCCCCAGAUUCCUUCAUGGAUGAUGAAGCAUUUAAACGUCUGCAAGGAAAGCGGAACCGAGGCAGAGAGGAAAUUAAUUUUGUCGAGAUUAAGGGGGAUGAUCAGCUAAGUGGGAACCAGCAGUGGAUGACAAAAUCAUUGACAGAAGAGAAGACUAUGAAGUCUUUCAGUAAGCGGAAAGGAGAGCAGCCAACAGGGCAGCAAAGAAGAAAGCACCAGAUCACAUACCUCAUCCAUCAGGCUAAAGAGAGGGAGCUAGAACUGAAGAACAGCUGGUCAGAGAACAAGAUGAGCCGAAGGCAGACACAAGCAAAAUAUGGUUUUUGAUUUGGCCUCUUUGAACUUGGCAAAAUGGCCGCAUGUGAGAAGUCGGAAAGCAAGACUGUACUGCUGUGAGCUAGUGCUGACAGUUUCAUGACACCUCACUCUGCUAGCUUGUCCUGUCCAAACCAUUAGAGGUUUCUCGGUUCCGACUGGAGUAGGGAAAGGGUUUAUUUGAGGAUUACUACUAUCGCUGGGAUUGUUUUGUUCAGUUAAACUCCUGCUCUGCCAGAAUCUGUGACAUGUAGCAUCUGUGUUUUUAGCGGGUAAGGGAGACAUUAAAUCGGAGGGUAUGAAACAGACUCCAAGGUGUAAUGGGAUGCUGCCCUUGAUUUGUAUUUAAAUGAACAGUAACACCAAAAAAUUAAUGUUUUAAAGUAAUGAAAAAAUCAAGUAGUGUUGCCCUGCACUGGUAAAACUGGUAUAGUUCAACAAGCUGCUGUGUAGCCGUGGCGGAAAUUGAAAAAAGUCUAUAUGGCACAGGUUAAAUAGUGGAUAACCGAUAACACCAUUAUGUUCUACAGAGCUUAUCUGCUGUGUAACCUGAGCCUUUUCUCCUUUGAAUGGCUGCCCCCAUUGCUACACAGCAGCUUAUUUAUAUAAACAAUAGUAGUGUUUCUUAAACAAACACAGCAGUUUUACCAGUGCAGAGCAACACUGCAUUAUAUUUUCAUUACUUUAAAACACUUUAAUUUUUCUAUGUUACUGUUCCUUUAAGCUACUACUGUGAUGGGUUGUUAGUGUCUCCCGAGACUGAUUCUCUUUACACAUCCGUCUGUGCAACUAAAUUUAUCUGCCACGAUAGAGGCCUGCUUCUUACUAGAUUGCUCACAAUAGGCGGAUACAAACUGAACAUAAAUUCAUUCUCCCAGUAUUUUAACCAAGCUAGUGAAAUUCACACAUUAUUAUGUAUUUUGUGGGGUUAUCUUUGUAAAUAGGGUAAACUGUACAUAUAUAUAUAUUUUUUUGAGUUUCUCCUGUAGAUUUUGUUUAAUCCAGUGGCUCAAAAGAAAAAAAAGAGGCUGUUUGAUUUAACUAUAAUAUUUGCAGUUGAGCACUAAGGGGAGUGCAGCUGAGCCCUAUUCCCAAUUGUGUUCCAUCUUGCAAAAUAUUUAUAGAAUUUGUUUUGCUCCAGUGCUCAUCAGUCUUCUAAAAGCAGAGUCGGGUGUGUGUGUGUUUAUCAGGAGGUCCAUUGCCAAAGGCGCUAUUCUCUGCAUCUGCCUGUCUAGUGCAACAUAAUGCUUCCAAAUCAGCCCUUACAACUUUACUUUAUUCAACACUGUUCCUCGCUGAUAUUUCUUAUUGGUGUUUCUGCCACCGGAGAAAGUAACAUUUUGUACACUUGGUAACCUAGUAAAGGAAACUGUUUAUUGUA